Molecule: messenger RNA, 3047 nt
Organism: Tarenaya hassleriana
Lineage: Eukaryota; Viridiplantae; Streptophyta; Magnoliopsida; Brassicales; Cleomaceae
Product: 1,4-alpha-glucan-branching enzyme 2-2, chloroplastic/amyloplastic-like
Exons: 22
Coding region: 192-2834 (880 amino acids)
Biological process (GO): starch metabolic process; glycogen biosynthetic process
Cellular component (GO): cytoplasm
Molecular function (GO): 1,4-alpha-glucan branching enzyme activity; cation binding; hydrolase activity, hydrolyzing O-glycosyl compounds
Source: RefSeq, a predicted model, not a curated record
AAUAUGAAACCUCCGCUCUCUCUCUCUCUCAAACCGCCACUCAUUUGAUUUCUUUCCUCAGAUUUUUUCCCCAUUGCCUUCCUCUAGAUCUCUCUGGUUUCAGUCAUACUACUCUCUCUCUCUUCCUAGUUUUCUCGGGUUUUGUUGCUUUCUCUCUCUAUCGGAGCUGCCGGCGAGAAGCGGAGCCGGAGAUGGUGGUGGUUCAUGGAGUGUCGUCUCCGGGUGUUGUCCCGUUGGCGUCGUCUUCGUCUUCGUCUUCAUCCUCUACUCGAUUCACUACCGGCUUCAAUGGCGGUCUCAGAACCUCCAGCGUUUCUUUCCUCCUGAAGAAGCAGACUCUCUCUCGGAAGAUCUUUGCUGGGAAUCCAUCUAGAGAUUUCGAUUCUCCGUCAUUAGCUGUUGCUGCAUCUGAUAAAGUCCUCGUACCAGGCGGCGGCCCUACUGAUGGGUCUUCCUUGGUGACAGAUCAACUAGAAGCUCCAAAUAGUUCUUCAGAAGAUUCACAGCUUGAUAUGCUUGACCCGAAUGCUCAAACGAUGGACAAGAAUGAGACAGUUGGAGAGGAAAACCAUGCUUCUGCUUCUGCUUCUGCUUUGAGUACAGAGGAUGAUGACGAUGAUAAUGGUGCUCACAGUGAGGAGGCAAGAGUUCCUCUUAAUGAGAAGGUUAUUAUCAAGGAGAAGGAGGCAAAACCGAGAGUAAUUCCUCCACCUGGUGAAGGGAAACGAAUAUAUGAGAUAGAUCCCAUGCUGAGGAGUUACAGAGAGCAUCUUGAUUACCGUUAUGGACAGUACCGAAGAUUGCGUGAGGAAAUCAACAAGUAUGAAGGUGGUCUGGAGGCCUUCUCCCGUGGCUAUGAAAAGUUAGGAUUUCAACGCAGUGAUACUGGCAUAACAUACCGAGAGUGGGCGCCAGGAGCUAAAUCUGCGUCACUUAUUGGAGACUUUAACAACUGGAAUCCUAAUGCAGAUGUCAUGGCUCAGAAAGAAUUUGGUGUCUGGGAGAUCUUUUUGCCCGACAACGCUGAUGGUUCACCCGCGAUACCUCAUGGAUCACGUGUAAAGAUUCGCAUGGAUACUCCAUCUGGAAUCAAAGACUCAAUCCCUGCUUGGAUCAAGUUCUCAGUGCAAGCUCCUGGUGAAAUCCCAUACAAUGGCAUAUACUAUGAUCCACCAGAAGAGGAGAAGUACGUGUUCAAGAAUCCUCAACCAAGGAGACCUAAAUCACUGAGAAUUUAUGAAUCACAUAUUGGCAUGAGUAGCACGGAACCUAUUAUUAAUACAUAUGCUAAUUUCAGAGACGAUGUACUUCCUCGUAUCAAAAGGCUUGGCUAUAAUGCCGUCCAAAUCAUGGCUAUACAAGAACAUUCAUAUUACGCCAGCUUCGGGUACCAUGUCACAAACUUUUUUGCUCCUAGCAGCCGUUUUGGGACCCCGGAAGAUCUUAAAUCACUGAUAGAUAGAGCUCACGAGUUAGGCCUUCUUGUUCUGAUGGAUAUUGUUCAUAGCCAUGCGUCCAAAAAUACGUUGGAUGGACUGAACAUGUUUGAUGGAACUGAUGCUCACUACUUCCAUUCCGGAGCUCGGGGAAACCAUUGGAUGUGGGAUUCUCGCCUUUUCAAUUACGGUAGCUGGGAGGUAUUACGGUUUCUCCUUUCGAAUGCACGGUGGUGGCUAGAAGAAUAUAAGUUUGACGGGUUUAGAUUUGAUGGCGUCACCUCAAUGAUGUAUACUCAUCAUGGACUUGGGGUAGGAUUUACUGGCAAUUACAAUGAAUACUUUGGAUAUGCGACAGAUGUGGAUGCCGUGGUUUAUCUGAUGCUGGUAAAUGAUAUGAUCCAUGGUCUCUACCCUGAAGCUGUUACCAUUGGCGAAGAUGUAAGUGGUAUGCCGACAUUCUGCAUUCCUGUCCAAGAUGGGGGUGUUGGAUUUGAUUACCGUCUUCACAUGGCAAUUGCCGAUAAGUGGAUAGAAAUUUUCAAGACAAGGGAUGAAGACUGGAAAAUGGGUGAUAUUAUUCACACACUCACCAACAGAAGGUGGCUGGAAAAUUGUAUUGCUUAUGCCGAGAGCCAUGACCAAGCCCUUGUUGGUGAUAAAACAAUUGCUUUCUGGUUAAUGGAUAAGGAUAUGUAUGAUUUCAUGGCACUAGACAGACCAACAACUCCUCUUAUUGACAGAGGAAUAGCACUGCACAAAAUGAUAAGGCUUAUAACAAUGGGCUUAGGCGGUGAAGGAUAUUUAAAUUUCAUGGGGAAUGAAUUCGGGCAUCCGGAAUGGAUCGACUUUCCCAGAGGCGAUCAGCGUCUUCCUGAUGGCUCUGUGAUUCCUGGGAAUAACUUCAGUUACGAUAAAUGCCGCCGUAGAUUUGAUCUCGGGGAUGCCAACUAUCUCAGAUACCGAGGAAUGCAAGAAUUUGAUCAAGCUAUGCAGCAUCUCGAAGAGGAAUACGCUUUCAUGACUUCCGAGCAUCAAUAUAUAUCGCGGAAAGACGAAGGAGACCGAAUGAUCGUUUUCGAGAGGGGCAAUCUCGUCUUUGUCUUCAACUUCCACUGGAGUAACAGCUACUUCGAUUACCGUAUCGGCAGUGCAAAAUCCGGGAAAUACAAGAUCGUGUUGGAUUCAGACGAUCCUCUGUUCGGAGGCUUCAGCAGGCUGGACCACGAUGCCGAGUUCUUCACCUCUGACGGUUGGUAUGAUGGCCGUCCAUGUUCGUUCAUGGUUUACGCACCAUCAAGAACGGCCGUGGUUUAUGCCUUAGUUGAAGACAAGGACGAUGAAAAUGAGAAAGCAUAUGAUAUCGUACAACCCAUCGGGGAUGAGGAUGGAGCUUAGUUAAUAACAAGUCUCGUUGGUUUCUGAUGAAAGAAAUCAUUACAGAAGAAGCAUAUAUAUAUAUAUAUAUAUACAUAUAACCUAAUGUAUCACUAUAAGAUUGAAACAAUGCUUCUGAUCUAUCAAUUUGCUUUGGUUCUUUGCUGUUAUGACUUAGUUUAAUUUGUUUCUAGUCAAAUUGAUUUGAGCAAAUUGGUGGCAAUAUUUGUGAAA